GUGGUGAAUUCCGGCCAUUGAUUGACAAAACUCGUCUAAGUAGGAAAGAAGUCAUUCCUUUUCAGUAACAAAAGGGUUUUUUUUUUCUCAAGAAGACUCCUGUAGGAAAAUGGAAACUGAGCAAAAUGAAAACAAAGUAUUUUUUUGUGAUCUGGGAAUUGUGAAAGAGGAACAAAGUGUUGAAGAUGUGAAACCAGAAACAGUCCAGUAUAUUAUCAAGGAAGUCAAGGAGAAGAAACAUAAAUGCACCAUUUGUGGAAAGGGCUUCAUAAAGCCCUAUGACCUCAAGGAACACAUGCUAAUCCAUGAAGGUGUUAAAAAUUUCAAAUGUCCCCAGUGUCCAAAGGCUUUUGCAACUAAAAGGAAUUUGAAUAAACAUUUACCUGGUCAUUCGGAGGAAAUUCUUCCCUGUAAUCUCUGUAGUAGGACAUAUACAAACAAAAAUUCUCUUCAGAGACAUAUUCGAAAACAUUCCAAAGAUCCCCUAAAUAAGACAAUGUACCACUGUGACCAUUGCGAGAAGUCUUUUACCACUAGCCACGCAAAGGAGAGGCACAUCCAAAGAAUUCACUUUGGGAAAACUAUCGAUGAACUGACUCAAGGGAAGUAUACUUGUGGCGUGUGCGGAAGAGCAUCUUGGAAUCAAUUUGCUUAUGAACGCCAUAUGACGAUUCAUAGCGAUGCUAAGGACUUUGAGUGUCCUCAGUGCUCUAAAAAAUUUAAAAAUAAAGUCAGCUUAGAUAAGCAUAUAAAUGUCCAUAGAUCUGAUAAACCAUUUAUCUGCAAUAUAUGCAGCAUGGCAUUUAAGAGGAAGGAUUACUUAAACAUCCACCUUUCGAGGCACGCACAGAGUCAAGUAAAUUGCCCCUAUUGCCCUAAAGUAUAUUCAGACAAAGAAGUACUUAGACAUCAUGUUAAGAACAUCCACAGAGGCCUCCCAUUGACAAUCAAAGAUGGACCUAUUCAUUGCAAAGUUUGCGACGAAAUAUUUGCAGAUAUUGAGGCUCUCAAGGUGCACGUUAAAAUACAUCCAAAUAAAAGGUGUUAUCAUUGUGCCCAUUGUGGAAAGGAAUUUAAGGUGAAAGAAAGUCUUAGGUUCCAUAUUCAAUCAAUUCAUCUUAAAUACAAAAUCAUAUCUCAACAAACCAAGGUAUACACUUGUCCCCAUUGCAACAAAAAAUGCCUCCGGAAGUAUCACUACGAGCGUCAUUUGGCUGUUCACAGCAACAAACAACCAUUUCAGUGCACAAUUUGUGCAGUGAAAUUUAAGUUAAAAGACGAUUUGGUGAAGCAUUUGCGAAAACACGAACAAGACAAAAACUCUUUGUUUUGUGGUAUAUGCAAAGAAAAGUUCUACGGACAGGAAUUCCUAGAGGAGCAUAUGCGAGAGCUUCAUGCGAAUCUACCACGGCAGUCCACUUCAAUUGAGAUUGAACCUAGUCCAGCAACGAUAAAAACCGAAAUUAUGGAUAUUGAUUUAGAUUUAGAUAUUGAAAUAAAAACUGAGAGGAUUGAGAAUAUUGAAGUGAAAGAAGAAAUAUAAAAUAAAUUAGCAAAGAAACAUUUUCAACAAUGCA
Molecule: messenger RNA, 1577 nt
Organism: Phlebotomus papatasi
Lineage: Eukaryota; Metazoa; Arthropoda; Insecta; Diptera; Psychodidae
Product: zinc finger protein OZF-like
Exons: 4
Coding region: 110-1543 (477 amino acids)
Source: RefSeq, a predicted model, not a curated record